UCCCUGUACCCCACCGCAUCCCAAACCCAGCAUCUCCCCAUCUGUGGGGUGAGACGGGGGCUUUGCCACCCCCGGCCAUGGGGACACUCCUACCCUGUCCCCUCCUCCCCCCUGACCCCUGCGAGGUGGGAUCCUCCUGAUCCUCCUUCCCACUCCCGAGCUGCUGCCUCCCGGGGCAGGCCCGGCCCCUCUUCGCAUGGGCUCUCCCCACCUUUAAAGGCUGCCCCUUGGUGCAGGGAGCAGGAGGGCGCUGGCAGCUCCAUGGAGCCCACCCUUGACCGUGGGCAGCCCUGCCCUGCCCGCAGCCGCUUCUCCCGUUAGCUCUGCCGCAGGGAGAUGCGAACCAGGGACUAAGCCGGGGCCGGGCCGCUGAUGGGGUUGGGACGAAGGGGACAGGACGGAUCUGGAUGCCCCCGAGGUGUAGGACGCCCCGGGGCUGGAGGAGGAGAGGACCCGGCUUCAGCUCCUGCCCCAUGCUCCAUCCCCGCUGCUGCUCCGCUGGUGCCCGGCUCUCACCCGGCUCUGUCCUCGGCCGCCGGAGGAAGGAGGGGACCGGCUGCGUCCUGGGGAUGCGCCGGCGGGGAGGGAGGCUCUGAGGCUUGCGGACAGCGUUUCAUGCCGUGCCCGGGGGGCUUGGAGCAGCACCAUGCAGCCCAUCAGCCUGCAGAACCUCUCCAUAUGUUUCCAGCUCCUCAUGUUCUCCUGUCAGACGCAGUACGUGAGGGACCAGGGUGCUGUGAGCGACCAGCUGAGCCGCCGCCAGGUCAGGGAGUACCAGCUCUACAGCCGGACCAGCGGCAAGCACGUCCAGGUCACCGGCAAGCGCAUCACCGCCACCGCCGAGGACGGCAACAAGUUUGCCAAGCUCAUUGUGGAGACAGACACCUUCGGGAGCCGCGUCCGCAUCAAGGGGGCCGAGAGCGAGAAGUACAUCUGCAUGAGCAAGCGGGGCAAGCUCAUUGGGAAACCUAACGGCAAGAGCAAGGACUGCAUCUUCACGGAGAUCGUGCUGGAGAACAACUACACGGCCUUCCAGAACGUGCGCCACGAGGGCUGGUUCAUGGCGUUCACGCGCCGGGGCCGGCCGCGCCAGGCGUCCCGCAGCCGGCAGAACCAGCGCGAGGCUCACUUCAUCAAGCGUCUCUACCGGGGGCAGUUGCCCUUCCCCAAUGCUGAGCGCCAGAAGCAGUUCGAGUUCGUGGGCUCGUCCUCCCCCACGCGCCGCUCGCGCCGGACCCGCACCCCCCGCGCCCGCACGUGAAGC
Melopsittacus undulatus (budgerigar) is the source of this 1264-nucleotide messenger RNA. RefSeq names its product fibroblast growth factor 17 (gene FGF17). The transcript is spliced from 5 exons. The record is from RefSeq and is a predicted model, not a curated record. The coding region runs from base 647 to 1261 and encodes 204 amino acids. Gene Ontology annotation, cellular component: cytoplasm. NCBI's taxonomy places the organism in Eukaryota, Metazoa, Chordata, Aves, Psittaciformes, Psittaculidae. Gene Ontology annotation, molecular function: growth factor activity; fibroblast growth factor receptor binding. Gene Ontology annotation, biological process: animal organ morphogenesis; regulation of cell migration; positive regulation of cell population proliferation.